ACAGAUGUCACAAAUGUGACGUGACAAAAGAAAGAACGACUCUGAUCGGGAGGUGAGGUGAACUAACAGACUGCAUACCCUGAAGACCUAAUGCUAAGCAAUUAAUUAAUAAUUUCUGUUUCCUCACAAUUUGGUUAGUUUAUUUUUUUUUAUAGUUUAUUUUUUAUUCCAAGUGUGAUCAACAUUGCGUAAGUACUAGAUGUGUAUGGGAAUUUAACAUGUAACAUUUCAUAAUAUUCUUCUGAAAUAAAUAAAAUGACUUGGAAAAAGACUCGUUCAUUUUGCUGGACGUGAUCAAAGAUCUGAGUCAGUAAAAUGAUCCGAACUUCCCGUUACGCAUGUACUCUGCCGAUGACGAAAUUUGCGUCACGCAUACUGCGCUGCUCCUCGCGUAUGAGCAAAAAGUGAAGCAUACUUUCUGCUUAAACAGGCACGAGCCUGUAAAAUGUUGGCAGUGAACAGGAUGGUGCCGAGCUGCCCGGGCCCUUCGCUCUCAAUUGAGCCCACUCGGGGACUCGUGGACGAAAAGCUCCGAAUCUUCGUGACAAAUUUAAACCCAAACCAGGAGGUGACCCUUCACUGUCUGCAUCAGUCGGAGGACAAGGACUUUUGGGAAGCAUUUGGACACUAUGUGAGCGACGAACAGGGCACUGUGACUGUGGCAAAGGACUCCAGUGUGGGAAGCACGUAUACAGGUGUGGAGUCCAUGGCACUGAUGUGGAGCCUGCAGCCAGUACCAGGCAGCCGAACAGGACUGAGGUUGCGAAAGCGAGAUGUCCUCACACCAAUGGUAUUCCACAUUUCUGUGUAUGAUGGACACAUGGCUCAGGAUUUUAUCCAGCUCACACCGUUAGUGACCAUCGUCAUAGAAAGAUGGUACACGGCUCCAGGUGUGCAGAGGGUCGAUGUACGUGAGAAAGGAGUUCGAGGAACUUUGUUCAUCCCUCCAGGUCCUGGCCAAUUUCCAGGUGUGUUGGACAUGUGGGGAGGAGGAGGCCUGGUGGAGUAUCGAGCUGCGCUGCUGGCCUCACAUGGCUUUGUCGCUUUUGCUCUGGAGUAUCUGACUGCAGAUGAAAUAAAAGACAUUAGUGUAUCUAACUUUGAGAUUGCAUAUCAGAUCAUACAGGAGCAUCCCAUGGUGCUAAGGGACAGAGUGGCUCUGUUGGGCCUCUCAUUCGGUGCUUCUGUUGCUCUUUCUAUGGCUGCUCACUCCUCUGUCAUCAAGCCCCAGUGUUGUAUAAGCAUCAGCGGCAGUCACGUCGUUCCUGUACGUAAUACUAUAUCUGAAGUCUAUGAAUGGUUAAGCAGACUGUUUCAUAAAGUGCGUAUAAUGGACAAUCGGGUCAUCUGGAGAGACCUUUCGCUGCCCAUCCCAACAGAUCCAGCCGAGAAAGUGGAUGUUGGCCUGAUAAGAUGUCCACUGCUUUUGGUUGUUGGUGGUGAUGAUCAGAACUGGGCCACACUGGAGUCAGCUGAAGAUAUGGAGAGAAUAACUGAAAAGGCUGGGAAUCGGCACUUGCUCAAGAUCCUGAUCUAUCCUGGUGCAGGUCACCUAAUUGAGCCACCGUACACUCCACACCACAGAGCCUCCAACUUCAUGGUUGCUGGCAAAGAGAAAGUGAUCAUGCUUUGGGGUGGUCAGACCAGACUGCAUGCAUAUGCACAAGAAGACUCAUGGGAGAAGAUUUUGGACUUUUUACGCCAACACCUCUGCUAUGCAGGUCCACAGGCCCGACUGUAGUGCUGUGAGAAGUUGUUUUGCUUUGUGUAAUUGAUAAUGAAAAACAAAGAGAAUAACUCUCAAAAUGUCUGUCACACUUCUUCACUACCACUACAAAUGAAAUGAUAAUUUGCAAAAACCUGAGUGGUAGACAAGUUCAAGUGUUGCAUUGAUGGAUAAAAUAAACAAAGGAUAAUUCAGAGAGUCAAAUUAAAUGUCACACGAACAAUAAAAUGUUCCAAAUAAAAUCUUGAAAUGUUUUGAUUCAAUUUUAAUCUUAAUAUUAUUAAUGCUAAAUAUUAUUAAAAUAAAGCAACAUAUACAGAAAUGACAGUUUAAUAUAUAGCCUACAAUUGUUGUGGAGUGAGGGGGUCCUUGUGGAUUGUUCGAAAUAUGCUAGCGGUCCAAAGCUCACAAAAGGUUGAGAACCACUGGUCUAGUGUAUGAAUUUUAGAAAGGUAAUAUAGUCUCAAAUGGAACACAUUAGUUUUUUACCAACCUGAAAGUUUGCCCCCAUGUGAUCAAUCGGUUUAAUCGGCCAACUAAUCGAUUAUGAAAAUAAUCGUUAGUUGCAGCCCUAGUGUUAUUCCACUUUAUUACACAUAACUUUAUUUAUGGACUUUAAUGUUGUGAAUUCUUUAUAUUUCCAGAUUUCUUGAGUUAAUAGUAAUUGAUGUCUGGUGAAAGUUUCCUGUGAAUAGUGUCAUUGGAAAUAUAUUUAUUUAAAAAAAAAGUUGAUGCGUCCAAUACUUAUUUCCCCCUCCGUACACUUUAUGCAGAUGAUGGUGCACAAAGUUUUUAAAUGUGCAAAUAAAAUAACAAAAAGACAUUGUGUUAUGAGUGCUACAAAUUUUGUUAAGUUUUUACCAAUAGGAGGCACUAUAUCUAUGAGUCAGUGCUAUAAUGUUAAAACCAUGAUAAAUACUCUAUUAACACAAUACGUAUGAAUUCUCAGCCACAUUGCAUGAUGCAUAGUGAAAUUAUACAAUGCUUUAUGU
This is a messenger RNA of Ictalurus furcatus (blue catfish), 2718 nucleotides long. Its product is annotated as peroxisomal succinyl-coenzyme A thioesterase-like. The coding region runs from base 446 to 1741 and encodes 431 amino acids. The transcript has 11 exons. Gene Ontology annotation, biological process: acyl-CoA metabolic process; fatty acid metabolic process. Gene Ontology annotation, molecular function: fatty acyl-CoA hydrolase activity. The record is from RefSeq and is a predicted model, not a curated record. NCBI's taxonomy places the organism in Eukaryota, Metazoa, Chordata, Actinopteri, Siluriformes, Ictaluridae.